This is a messenger RNA of Myripristis murdjan (pinecone soldierfish), 1677 nucleotides long. RefSeq names its product hyaluronan synthase 3 (gene has3). The transcript has 4 exons. Bases 1 to 1677 code for a protein of 558 amino acids. Gene Ontology annotation, biological process: hyaluronan biosynthetic process; polysaccharide biosynthetic process; extracellular matrix assembly. The record is from RefSeq and is a predicted model, not a curated record. Lineage: Eukaryota; Metazoa; Chordata; Actinopteri; Holocentriformes; Holocentridae. Gene Ontology annotation, cellular component: plasma membrane. Gene Ontology annotation, molecular function: hyaluronan synthase activity.
AUGCCCUCUCGCUGCAGGAAUGCGCUGAACAUCGUGAUCACCACCCUCUUUGCUGCGGUGGUCCUCUUCGCCAUCCUGCUGGCCUAUGUGACAGGUUAUCAGUUCAUCCACACCGAGCAGCACCACCUCUCCUUUGGCCUCUAUGGUGCUUUCCUCUCCCUCCACCUCUUUCUCCAGAGCCUCUUUGCCUUUCUGGAGCAUCGGCGUAUGAGGAGCCCCGCCCGGCCUCAGCACCUCCGCCGCUCCGUGGCCCUCUGCAUCGCGGCCUACCAGGAGGACCCAGACUACUUGCGGAAGUGCCUGCGCAGUAUCCGCAGAAUCUCCUUCCCCAGUCUGAAAGUGGUGCUGGUGGUGGACGGUAACCGGCCCGAAGACCACUAUAUGAUGGACAUCUUCCAGGAGGUGAUGGGCGGGGCCGACCAGGCCGGCAGUAUGGUGUGGAAAGGAAACUAUCAUAGUGAUGGGAGUGGUGGAGGAGGGGUCGGAGGUGAAGGGAGGAGCACGGUGCAUAUGGAGGAGGCCGCUCGUGUGGCCCGGCUGGUCCGAAGCUGCCGCUACUCCUGUAUCAUGCAAGAAUGGGGAGGGAAGAGGGAAGUGAUGUACACCGCCUUUAAAGCACUGGGGGACAGCGUGGAUUAUGUGCAGGUGUGUGACUCGGACACAGUUCUGGACCCAGCAUGUACCAUAGAGAUGCUAAAGAUCCUAGAGGAAGAUCCGAUGGUGGGAGGGGUUGGUGGAGAUGUGCAGAUCCUCAACAAGUAUGACUCGUGGAUCUCUUUCCUGAGCAGUGUGCGCUACUGGAUGGCCUUCAACAUUGAGCGGGCCUGCCAGUCAUACUUUGGAUGUGUCCAGUGUAUCAGUGGUCCUCUGGGGAUGUACAGGAACUCCCUCCUCCAGCGUUUUCUGGAACCCUGGUACCACCAGACUUUCCUGGGCUCCAAGUGCAGCUUUGGUGAUGACCGCCACCUCACCAACAGGGUGCUCAGCUUUGGCUACAAGACAAAAUUUACUGCACGAUCGCAGUGUCAGACGGAGACGCCAACCCGCUACCUGCGCUGGCUCAACCAGCAGACUCGAUGGAGCAAGUCUUACUUCCGCGAGUGGCUCUACAACGCUCUGUGGUUCCACAAGCACAGCCUCUGGAUGACCUACGAGUCUGUGGUCACUGGCUUCUUCCCUUUCUUCCUGGUUGCCACGGUCAUCCAUCUCUUCUACCGUGGAAGGCUCUGGAACAUUCUGCUGUUCCUGUUGACGGUUCAGCUGGUCGGUAUGGUGAAGGCCACCUACGCCUGCUUCCUCCGAGGCAGCCUUGUCAUGAUCUUCAUGUCGCUCUACUCUCUGCUCUACAUGUCCAGCUUGCUCCCUGCCAAGAUAUUCGCCUUGCUCACCAUCAACAAGGCGGGAUGGGGCACUUCAGGCCGGAGGAAGAUCGUCGUCAACUUCAUUGGGGCCGUGCCCGUCACGGUGUGGGUGGUGGUGCUGCUCGGAGGAGUGGCCUAUACAAUCUACUGUGAAACGCAGGAGCCUUUCAGUGAGACAGAGAAAGCAUUGUUAAUAGCGGGGACAAUACUUUAUGCCUGCUACUGGCUUAUUUUGCUGGUGCUCUACCUGGCCAUUGUAGCCAAACGGUGCAACAAGAGAGAAGAGCAGUACCACCUUCCAUAUGCUGAGGCAUAA